CCCGUCAGUCAUGGAUUUUCAGUUCAAAGUCCCCGAGUCGGUCCCCCAGGAUAUACUCCUUAUUCAAGAAAUUGUCGGAGUUAUCCCUCCACCAAAAGCGGAUGUUUGGAAGGAUGUCCACAAGUCUACAGACUCAAGCGAUGAUUCAAUCGCAAGCUCGUCCAGCGAGAUUGACAGUGAGGACGAGGUUGAAGCCGAUUUAAUGGUUCCAGAGGAGGAAUCUUCCAAUCCCACACCUGUUUUACCAGGAUCACCGGAGUCAGACUCAAGCUCAGACUCUGAAUCCUCUGACUCGGAUUCCGAGUCAGGCGAGGAUGAAACUGCUGAUAAAGCAGAAGAUAAAAAUGCGCUGAACCCUCGAAAACCACAGAUUGAUGUGGACGAUGACGAGGAGUCAGGCGCUACAGCUGUUGCAUCAUAUGUACAGACCAAAAAUGAGAUUGUCGAGACAGACAUCGUUGUCCCUUCUAUAUCAGGAGUCGGACUCGAAGAAGUAUUGGAAAAAGUUGGCGAGGUGAUGAACAUUAUUGGGAACGUAGUAAUUGUGAAAGGCCUUCCUGCUGACUCCUCCAGAGCUGCGUCUGAAAAGGCACUCGAUGUCGAGACAUUACUAGUAUUCGACGAUCGACAAGUUCUCGGCCAUGUGUAUGAAACGUUCGGGCCCACUUCUCAGCCCUUGUAUCAAAUAAAAUUCAACCAGAGCUACCCGUUGGAUACUGAGAAGAUUCGCGUCGCUCGCGAAGUUUACCAUAUACCACAACGAAGUAAUUUUGUCUUCAUGGCAUACCUCAAAAAGCUUCGCGGCAGCGACGCAAGUAACAUUCAUGAUGAGGAGCCCGGUGAAGAUGAAAUGGAGUUUUCUGAUGACGAACAAGAAGCCGCGUUCAAGCAGGCACGGAAGAAAAGACGUGGCAUGUCUGUGUCAUCGUCUCGACAAACAACUCCUGUGCCAUCGCAGUCUCGUUACAAUGAUGAUAUUGAUAAAAUUUUCUACGGGGCAAACCCAUAUGACGCCCAUGGCCCAUAUGACGACGGGUACCGGGUUGCCGGGCCGUCACGUCCGGCGCCCAUCCCAUACGACGACCCGUAUGCUGACGAGGUCAAAGUGGACAUUGUGAAGUAUGAAGAACACUUGAACGGUUCUUCCACUGAGGCUCGUCUGUCUGGUAGGGAACCCGAGAGAGACUUUGGAGACAGCAGAGGACGGGGUCGGGGGCGUGGUAAAGGUCAUGAUAGAGGUGGUGGGGCUCGUGAUGGUGGGAGGGGUCGUGGGCGUGGGCGGCCAGAACGUGGACGACGUUCGUGGGGAGAACCUAGAUGGCCUCAACAAAACUCAACGGCUCCUUCAAUGGAACCGUACAAAACAAGUCCCCCGAUUCCUCUAUCGCCCACAUCUGACGAGAUAGAACGCGGAACAAAUCAACCAGUUGGAAUCCCCGGCUAUUCUUCACAGCCUUUCUCACCUCCGCCAACGUGGGGUUAUCAGCAAGGCGGUUUUCAAAGUCAUCCAUUUGGACAGCAGCAGCAACAACAACAAUCCGUACAGCCGCACAUUAAUCCUCGAUUCGCGUCCGCAUUUGGAUUUAAUGGCCCUCCUGCAUGGUUUGGGAACCAAGAGGCUCGGCUCAACUCUUAUCACGCACAACAGCCUGCUCAACCCUGGACGAAUCAGUGGUUGGUGCAUGGACAGGAAUAUGAAAAUGCGGAGAGCGAUGCGUACACCCCGAUCUAGUUCAUUCAUUCAUGUUCGGCGGGUUUCUUCAAUCGCAUACAUUUGACGGUACUCUCACCGAAAUCAUACCUGCCCAGAGUUGUCCUAAUGUAAAACACCACGAUGCCGGCAGCGAAUAACGCAAGUCGCCUGCCGAGCUUUUCCAUCUUUGGCUUAAGCCAUGUGCGUACUUUUUCCGUACUUCCUUCUAGCUCGCAGUGCAACAAUGUGAUCUUCCAAAACGCGCCACAAGUCGCUUAGGGAAUUGAUACUCUAGCACAUGACAUGUGCCUUAGUGCACGACAGGCCUGGCACCAGUAAACUUACAAACAAAUGGUGGAGCGACACGUAAAUUGGAACGGGCGUAACGAAGAAGGGAUUGAGGCGAUUUUCAAAUCGAGGCGUUGUGAGUGGGGUGAGC
Molecule: messenger RNA, 2132 nt
Organism: Suillus discolor
Lineage: Eukaryota; Fungi; Basidiomycota; Agaricomycetes; Boletales; Suillaceae
Product: Gar1/Naf1 RNA binding region-domain-containing protein
Exons: 4
Coding region: 11-1732 (573 amino acids)
Biological process (GO): box H/ACA snoRNP assembly; pseudouridine synthesis; ribosome biogenesis
Cellular component (GO): sno(s)RNA-containing ribonucleoprotein complex
Molecular function (GO): RNA binding
Source: RefSeq, a predicted model, not a curated record